Molecule: messenger RNA, 1704 nt
Organism: Dichomitus squalens LYAD-421 SS1
Lineage: Eukaryota; Fungi; Basidiomycota; Agaricomycetes; Polyporales; Polyporaceae
Exons: 1
Coding region: 1-1704 (567 amino acids)
Molecular function (GO): protein binding
Source: RefSeq, a predicted model, not a curated record
AUGGCUGCCGACAACCGAACGUCGAAUAGCCUUGCCUACGCUACUGCCCGCGUAUCCUACCCCACGAACCUGGCUUCCGCAGAGGACAUUCGCAAGUUUGUCGACCUCGAAGCCGAGAAACGCAUACGAGCCAUCCAGACCCUCCAGGAGGACAUCGCCCAUCUCUACGAGCUCCAGAAUGCCUUCUCUCCGGUUAACAGACUUCCUAAUGAGCUCCUUGGCCAAGUGUUUUCCUACCUGAAAGGCCCCGGGGGUGAAAAUGGAGACCUCAUUGACGCCACACACGUCUGCAGGCAUUGGCGUGCCGUCGCUACCAACGAUUCAAAACUGUGGUCCUCGUUCGCCCUCCACAGCUCCCUCGGAGUCGAGGAGUGUCUAGCACGCUCCAGGAACCUACCAAUAUCCCUCUCACUCGUCAAACCACCCGAUCCCGCUUCUGCGAAGCUCCUUGAGCAGGCUACCCACCGAGUGCGCAACCUCUAUGUUGCGAUCCCCGAGGCAAGGGCUAUUGAAGUGCUGCUGAGCACGAUCAGGAACACGGCACCCCUUUUGGAAGAGUUGCACGUCAAGCAUCUCCACUGGAGCCCGUUAGAUGAACCACAACGCAAGCGGGGUCGCCCUGUGCGGAUUGGCGAACCACCUCUCUUGUACAGCGAGCGGGCCGACUUCCCAUCACUUCGUUCCCUUAUCCUCCAUGAUGUUCCGCCAUUUUUCCUUCCCACCGCUUCAUUAGAACAUCUCGAGCUCCAUAUGAACGCGAAGUCCGGGCCCGGGUUCACCAGAAGCCACAGUCUCCCCCCGUUAUCCAGGCUCCUGGACAUCCUUGAAAAUUGUCCUCGGCUUCGCGAACUCGACCUUGCUGGCCAAUGCGAUAUGACCAAUACGAUUGUUGCCCGAGAGCAACCCGUCACUCUGGCAAAUCUCUCGUCGAUGUCCCUCAUGGUUCAGCCUGCAACGGCUACCGCCUCCAUCCUCUCUCACCUCGCCCUCCCUCAGACGGUCAAUCUCCACAUCAAGUCCAAUCUCCUCCUGGGUGAAUUCUUCGGGGACGUCAUGAGCACCCUCACACCUCUAUCCCCCGCGCUUCAUUGGACAGAAGGCCUGCGGCGCCUUCAGCUGACUUGGGGGACAUACCCGUAUCGGCUCGAGGCUCACCGCGAUCCAAACGACUUCGCGUGCCCUCCCGCGCUGGAUUGCCACGUUCGGUGUCGGAAUCUUCUCGCCGACCUGGGGAACGACCUGGGGCACGUCAGCAGCUUCCUCAACGGCUGGACGACUGCGAUCAAUACUUCUAACGUCGAGGAGCUCGUCCUGUCUUACGACGCAGCCCACGGGACCUUUGAGGUUCCCUAUCAGCUGCCGGUAGCGCAGUGGUCCUCCCUCCUCCGUGCGUUACCGAACCUCAAGUCUCUUCGCGUCAUCGGGCUCGAGACCCCCAGCGCGGCCACACUGAUGCAGGCGCUGGGGAGGGUUGGGACGGAGGUCCAUUGUCCGAAGUUGGAGACCCUGGAGUGGAUGUACGUCAAGAUUGACGCUUGGCGGGAUCUGUGGGAUAUAGCUGUGGCCCGCUCUGCGGGGGAGCAGUCCACUGAGACGUUCAAGAAGCUGGAGCUUUUCAGCUGCAGCGGGCUCCAACUUCGGGGCACAGAGUGGGAGAGACUGUUCAACGUCCUAGGUGUUGAGCUUGGUGUCGACGAAGACUGA